Didymosphaeria variabile is the source of this 1416-nucleotide messenger RNA. Its product is annotated as RNA-dependent ATPase rok1. NCBI's taxonomy places the organism in Eukaryota, Fungi, Ascomycota, Dothideomycetes, Pleosporales, Didymosphaeriaceae. Gene Ontology annotation, molecular function: nucleic acid binding; RNA helicase activity; ATP binding. Bases 1 to 1416 code for a protein of 471 amino acids. Gene Ontology annotation, cellular component: 90S preribosome. The transcript has a single exon. The record is from RefSeq and is a predicted model, not a curated record. Gene Ontology annotation, biological process: maturation of SSU-rRNA.
AUGAACGUCUUCAAACUCCUCUCCCGCUCGUCAAAAGCCGCACAAUCUGCGCCCUCGCAGAAGCUUCCUUCCGCCGGCGCAGUUCCGAAUCCGCAGCUAUUCCGCGACGAUGAACCAGUCACGGUCUCUCCAGAUACAAGAAAAAGCAAAAAGCGAAAGAGAGGGAAGGAUGCACAAGACAUGUCUGCGCCGCUGCCGGCUGACCUAGAUUUUUUUGGCACGUCGAAGAAGGAAAAUGCAGAGCCUGCCAUACAAGCUACGGAGAAGGAACGAAAGCGCACCAGCCAAUCCCAGACUGACACCGAAAUCAACGGCGCACAAGAGGAAAUGGAAGCAGAACCAUACGACGAGGACGAAAGCAAGCGCAUCCUGCGAUCGCACAAGUUGAAGGUCACAGUGCUCGAGGACUUCGCGCCGCAAGAGGACGAAGCGCAGCCCGAGAAGAAGAAAAAGAAGCGGAAGAAGGAGAAAAAGAUCGUGGAAAAGAAGAAGGAUGCGAAGAAGCAGUUAUAUCCUCAGCCUCUUACUUCCUUCGCGCAGUUGCGGAUAAGAUAUGGCAUUUCGAGGAGGUUGGCAGAGAAUCUGAGCGAACAGGCGUACAAACUGCCGACUGAGGUGCAGCUUGGUGCUUUGCCGCUGCUGCUGAGGUCGAGGAAGACGGAGCAGGAGGGACAGAAUGGGAAUUCGAUUUCAGCGAGCGCCUCUGGUGCGGAGUAUGGUGGUGAUGUUGACCUUCUAAGUGUUGCGCCUACUGGAAGUGGAAAAACAAUAGCGUUUCUGAUUCCGGUCAUUGAUGCGCUCUUGUCCGAGAAAGUCGCGGAAGGCGACGACGGUCCCCGAGCUAUCAUUAUCGCACCUACACGAGAAUUGGCGUCGCAGAUUGUGAAUGAGGCGAGGAAGCUCUCGAAGGGGACCGGACUGAAGGCGACACUCAUGAAGAAGGGAAUGGAGGUGGUCGAGCGGCCGGAAGAAGAAGACAGCAAAGACGAGGCAGAAGCUGCCAGGAAUUUUGAGGAAGAAGAAGAGAGCGCAUCGGAUAGUGGUGACGAGGAGAAGGUCGUGCAACAGAAGAAGCGAAAGCGAAGACGAGCAGACAAAGUCAAGGCUGCGAUACUGGUCACCACCCCAGCAGCGUUGCUCAACGCGCUCAAGCAGAACGACGGUUCCCUUGCCUCCCUCCUGAGCGUCCGCCAUCUCGUCCUCGACGAAGCCGACGUGCUCCUCGACCCUCUCUUCCGGGAGCAGACCGUCUCCGUAUGGAACGCUUGCACAAACCCCCUCCUCCGUGUCGGCCUUUGGUCCGCAACCAUGGGCUCUAACAUCGAAACUCUCGCCAUUUCCACCCUGAACACCCGCUGGACUUCCCUCUCAUCCACCAACACAACCCUCCCCCUCGCCGCCCCCUCAUCCGCCUAG